AUGGGGAAGGUCUUGAGAAUUCCUUCAAAGAAGCAUGCCCAUGAUGCUCGCCCAUUGGAGCUCGCCCAUGAUGCUCGCCCAUUGGAGCUCUCCCAUGCUCACCCAUGGGAGCUUGCUGAUCAAGCUCGCCUAUGCUCGCCCAUAGGAGCUCACCCAACGGCAAGGACCUCAGCCCCUUGGAGUAAUGCCUCCCCCAUAACUGUAACUUUUGAUUCGUUUCUCCAAACAGGGCCUAUAAUAUAUCAAAUCAAAGCUCUCGAUGAGCCUUACAAGACUCACCAUCUUUGGUUGUGA
Ilex paraguariensis (yerba mate) is the source of this 294-nucleotide messenger RNA. The record is from the annotation of a GenBank genome assembly. NCBI's taxonomy places the organism in Eukaryota, Viridiplantae, Streptophyta, Magnoliopsida, Aquifoliales, Aquifoliaceae.